AUGGCGUCAAAAAAGAAACUUCCGCACUCACGAAGGUGCAAAUAUUCUGAAAAAGUUGCAGCCUAUUGCUAUUGUCCCACCGAUGAAGGUGAUGUCCCUUUAAAGUCUUGUGAGAAACCUUGCUGUGAAGGAACCGACUCUCCUGAUCUUAUCCAAGUGCAGAGCAGAGCUUCAUCUCAGAAUUCAGGUAUUGAUAAGUAUGUAAGUCCAGAUGAACCUCUUCCAGAUUUUGAACAUAAGGAAAGAAGAAAACGGCAAAUACCUCCGCAUGAUGGCCAUUCUGAGACAGAGGUCCUGCAUAUUGGUCCAGACUUCACCUGUUUCGAUGUACUGGUGGGCUUAUCAUCAAUCGCAUUCUUCUAUUUUGACGUUGUUACAGACAUUUUACUUGCUAGGGAUUAUUUCCAUCAGGGUAACAUGUUGGCUUUCGCUCUAACAGCAGCUUUCAUUAUUGGACCAUCACUUAUUACCUGCAUGCUGAAUUUUCGCUGGUACUUGUUGGAUUUCCAGAGUCAGCAACUCCUGGUAAAAAAUUAUGGAAAGGAAAAUGUGCAGCAGACUUCAGUGUUCCUGUGGCUCACAAGGUUUGCUUUGACACUGCUGAUGAUGGGGCCAGUUAUAAGGCAAAUUGAAUAUAUAUACAAUGGUUUGAAGAGCAGCAGCAAAUAUCUACCUCCAAAGGUAAAGAAGCGUCACUAUAUAGUAAUGAGAAUGGAGGAUGUUGAUGCGUGUUGUAUACGAAUGUUUGAAUGCUUUCUCGAGGCAGCACCACAGCUUGUUCUACAAAUAUACAUCUUGAUGCUACACAGACAACAAGAAUCUUGGAUUCUAGAAGGAAUACGGGCAGCUGCAAUUUUGUCAUCAUGGGCAAGCCUAUCAUGGUCCAUGGUUGCCUAUCAGAAAGCGCUCAGAUUUUCUCACAUGGACAAGGAAAAUAUGACCAUCCCUGGAAUGAUUUUCUCCUUUUUAUGGCGUGCCUGUGAAAUUGGACCUAGAGUUAUCUCCCUUGGUUUAUUCGCUGCCUUGUUUGACUACUUUGUGUUCAUUAUCGUAGGUCUCCAUUGGAUCGCAAUGUCAUCAUGGUUGUUCUGCCAGAAGACACAGUUUUAUCAGAAUCGGUGUGAAGAAAGAUGUUUUAACAUUGUUUGUGGAUAUGUUCUAGUCUUUUGUUUUCUAAAUGUCCGAGACGGGGCUACCAGGUAUAGAAUGUUAGUUUACUACUUUAUCGUCUAUGCCGAAAACUGGACAAUGAUGGGUUUCUGGUUUUAUUUUACUGAUGACAAAAGUCAGUGGUUUUAUAUACCAACAUUUUUUGUAGUGUCUCUAGGUGCAAUUUUACAGUUAUUUUUUCAGUUGACAUAUUACGGAUGUUUUCAUCCACUAGGAAGAGGCAGAAUACCUUGCUGUCUAAAGGGACAAGAGUACUCAUGUUAUCAGUCAUUAUGUCAUGAGUUAGAUCCAGAUGAAAUUGGCUAUAUUGAAAAUCCACAUACUACAAAUGUGUAAAAACUUUCUUUUAAAUUAUUUAAAAUGAAUGGUACAAAAUGAGAUUUACAAAGGAUGCUGUGAAUGUAGACUGUAUUAACGUUUAUGUAGCUACCUUUCCUUUUUAUCCCCUGCCAAAGGUGAUAGGAAAAAGUUUUAGC
This is a messenger RNA of Mercenaria mercenaria, 1646 nucleotides long. RefSeq names its product XK-related protein 6-like. Lineage: Eukaryota; Metazoa; Mollusca; Bivalvia; Venerida; Veneridae. Gene Ontology annotation, biological process: engulfment of apoptotic cell; phosphatidylserine exposure on apoptotic cell surface; apoptotic process involved in development. Gene Ontology annotation, cellular component: plasma membrane. The transcript is spliced from 4 exons. Bases 1 to 1506 code for a protein of 501 amino acids. The record is from RefSeq and is a predicted model, not a curated record.